UCAUGCGUACCCGCCUAUCUUGAGAUGGCAUCUUAAGUGUUAACGGAUAGAAACCCCUCUACAUGGCAAAUUGAUUUCAUUGACAAUAAUGUCACGGUCUUUUUACGUCGAUUCCCUGAUAGUAAAAGAUGCCCCAACCACUGCGGUAUCCAAAAGUGACUGUGUGCCAAACCACUCCCUAGGAAUGCCCUUACCGGUGGGGCACAGGCACCCCACCUCCACCGCACGUCUUCCACAAGUCUCUCAAAGCCUUCCCUGCUACCCGCGGCAUCCUCAAGACAUGUUAAGUUUCUGCUGCCCCCUCUGUGUCCACACUCCCCACCCGGUGGUUCCCGAGAGUGUGGCUUCCGUUCCUGGAAUGGUGCCUUCUUUUACAACGAGUUGUCCGACGACGCGGCCGAUGGUGGACUAUCCUUACCAUCGGAGCCAGAUAUCAGUUCUUACAACGACGACGAAGUCUAUUAAACGACCCAAGGACAGGGUGACAAGUCCCGGAUUACAGGAGCAAAGAAAACCUAAAGCUUCUCCUGCAGGGGUGAGUAGCUCUACCGAAGAUCUCAGCAGUAAAAGAAUCCGGACGGCGUUUACAAGUACCCAACUACUGGAGCUCGAGCGAGAAUUCAACUCCAAUAUGUACCUCUCUAGACUCCGACGGAUUGAAAUCGCCACGUACUUGAAUUUGUCAGAAAAACAAGUCAAAAUAUGGUUCCAGAACCGCCGUGUUAAGUUUAAGAAAGAAGGUCAUGACGAAACCAACGAAAAAUGUCGGUGUCUCCGAACGUGUGCUCCGAAACUGGACAAGCGCCGCUUAAACAAACAUUCUGAAGACUCUGAAACCACACAUACUCAUGACUGUGAUGUCACGGAAGAAGAUUUGGACUGUGAACUAUCCGAGGACUCGGAACUCAACAUCGACACUUAGGUUAGCUGGUUAAAGGAUGUGCAAUAAAAGCCUUAAAUUAUGUGUUCUCAAAACGGUGCAAUUUAACAUUUGUAGAGGGGGUGCAAUAUUUCAUUCAAUUACGUAUUAAAACUUGACUUACAUGUAAUUGUUGAUAUAUAUUUUUUUGUUAAACAAAAACGUUUGUAAAAUAUGAAAACGUAAAUAAUCUUCACAAAACUACUAAUUGCAAAAAGACCAAAUUGGUGAAACGCAUUCUACUCUGAUUAUGAAAUAGUAAAAAAAAAAUUAUUGAUGCAAAAUUUAUUCUUAAUGUUAAAACACUAAAUUAUGAAUCAAACUUAUUACAAAUAUUUGAUUGGCUUCGAUUGGCCAUAUGUGGAAUUCUAAAUUCUAAUCUGUCAACAUUAAUCAAAAGUUAAGAAUAAUCUCCGAAAAUACGACGUAAAGGCUUUUAUAUAUAUUCCAAUGCUGUAUGCCUUGGAGAUAUGAAGAUUUAUCAUUAAAAAAGAAAUAGCAAAAAUGUCAGAAAAAUUAGCAUAUCAUUUAAGUCAACUUCGAAUUAAUUUCCAUUGAAAAAAAGUUCAACGAACAAAACUGAAUUUUAUCUAUUUAAUU
Messenger RNA from Magallana angulata, 1519 nucleotides. RefSeq names its product GS homeobox 1-like. The transcript is spliced from 2 exons. The record is from RefSeq and is a predicted model, not a curated record. Gene Ontology annotation, cellular component: nucleus. Gene Ontology annotation, biological process: regulation of DNA-templated transcription. Gene Ontology annotation, molecular function: sequence-specific double-stranded DNA binding; DNA-binding transcription factor activity, RNA polymerase II-specific. Lineage: Eukaryota; Metazoa; Mollusca; Bivalvia; Ostreida; Ostreidae. The coding region runs from base 89 to 922 and encodes 277 amino acids.